AUGAAGACCUUUUACUUCAGCAACAAAUUUCCCUCAGAUGACCUCUCAGAUCUAUUCCGACGCCUGAGGUUACAGUCUAAAUCCCCAAAGCAUGUCAUUCUGGGGCGAGUAGUGGAAGAGGCAACAGCGCUCGUGCGAGACGAGAUCACUCGGCUUCCGGCUGAGUUGAGGUCCCUCUUGCCCCCUUUUCAAUCCAUUCUUGACCUUGCGGAGAACUUUAACUGGCACCAAGGGCCUCUGUCAGGGACAUUUGAAUGUGUAUUUUUGGUUCUUGUACCACUAUGCCUUUUUGUCGGUCAGCCCCAUGCGUUCAUCUUUCACCGUGAUACAUCAUUGUUCACUGGACUUGGAUUGGGAUUCUUAGCUGCUACAGCGAUUGUUGCAUCUCCCUCGCUAUGUGAUGUACCGUCCACGGCGGCGGAAGUGAUCCGCAUCGCAAUGAGAACAGGCCUUUUGCUAUAUCAUAGGUCCCAGGAUCUCGAACCACAGGCAUUGGAUAGUCCGCUUGAGAGUUGGGCUACGGUUGUCAAAGGUAUGGACGAGGUGGCUGUAAGAGAAGAGCUUGAUAUGUAUAACACAACCAUGGGCAUUCCACAACCAAGCUCAAUUUACAUCAGUGUCGUGGAACCAGAUGGCAGUAUAUUCAUAAACGCUCCACCAUCCAAGCUUCGCAGAUUCUUCAACACGACUGGGCCAGUGCAGUCGGCACCGCAUGCUCCAUUACCGGUUUAUGGAGGACCCUGCCACGCACCGCACUUGUACGGCCACAGCCACAGCUCAUGGGUUGUUGAGAAAUGCCGUGCACAGAUUGCCUCCCGUGAUUUAUCGAAUGCCGCCUCUCUUCUCUCAAUGGGGGAUGGCAGGCCUCUGGAAUAUGUUACAGUAUUGGAACUCUUCGAGUCUGCUACAUAUGUUCUACUAACAAGCACCAUUCGCUGGGGGAAUGUAUUGGAUACUAUAAGGCGGUCCACAGUAUGGGAGAAGGAUAGAGAACUGCACCUUGAGGUGUUUAGGCCUUCUCCUGUCGUAGAGGGCCUAUUAUCUGCAGUUCAAGGCGAUGAACCCGAUUGCACUGUCUAUGUCGUGGAUCUUGUAGAGUGGAUCUUCAAUGACACCUGCAUUGGAUCACAUAAUAUUGCCGAAAGGAUUGCCGUAGUUGGCAUGUCCUGCCGAUUGCCUGGUGGAGCUAACGAUUUGGAGUUAUUCUGGGACAUGCUUAUGGAAGGCCGUGACGUCCAUAAGAAAGUCCCACCAGACCGAUACGACGUGGACAGCCACACGGAUAUCACAGGGAAGAGCCCAAAUACGAGCCACACCCCCUUUGGUUGCUUUGUAGACAGCCCAGGGCUUUUCGAUGCCGGCUUCUUCGACAUGUCGCCCCGUGAGGCAGGUCAAACGGAUCCCACACAUCGUCUUGCGCUUCUUACCGCCUUUGAAGCUCUUGAACAGUCCGGUUAUGUCCCUGAUCGCACUCGCUCUACUACACGAGAGAGAAUAAGUACAAUCUAUGGCCAGUGCUCCGAUGACUACCGUGAAUGCAACGCAGGGCAGGAAAUCGACAUGUACUUCAUUCCGGGCAAUUAUCGUGCUUUUGCUCCGGGUCGGAUAAGUUAUUUCUUUAAAUUUUCUGGGCCGAGCUUUAAUGUCGACACUGCGUGCUCUGCGAGCUUAGCUGCUAUCCAGAUAGCUUGCUCGGUGUUGUCGCGCGGUGAAGCAGACAUGGUGGUCGCUGGGGGGCUGAACAUCUUAACUGGGUCGGAUAGUUUUGCAGGUCUCAGCAAGGGGUUCUUUUUAUCGAAAACGGGAAACUGCCGGGUGUUUGAUAAUGCUGCAGAUGGUUACUGUCGGGGAGACGGAAUAGGGUCCAUUAUACUGAAACGAUUGUCCGAUGCCCAACAAGACAAUGACCAUAUUUUCGGCGUGAUUCUGGGCAGUGCGACUAAUCACUCUUCGAAUGCAAUAUCACUUACGCAUCCACACGCUCCUACACAAGCGAAUCUCUUUCAUUCGGUCUUGAGGGAGGCUGGUGUCCGCCCACAAGACGUAGAUAUGGUUGAAAUGCAUGGCACCGGCACUCAGGCAGGCGACGCGGCAGAGAUGGAAUCUGUUACGAAGGUCUUCAGCCCAUAUAUGCCUCGGCGGCCAUACCCGUUGUACAUCUCGUCUGUCAAAGCCAACCUAGGCCAUGGGGAGGCGGCAGCUGGCAUCACUGCACUCAUUAAGGCGCUUUUGAUAUUUAAGCAAAAUACGAUUCCUCCACAGGUUGCCUUCAAAACAGUCAUGAAUUCCAAGUUCCCAGAUCUCAAGAAGCUGAAUGUGCAUAUCCCCAUGGAAAGCGUUCCCUGGCCCCGCCGGCCGGAUCGCAAACGAUAUGUCAUGGUCAACAAUUUCAGUGCAGCGGGAGGAAACACCAGUCUUCUACUAGAAGAGCCUCCCGUUACUCCAGAUUCUAAGGGAUGUCCUCAGACGACAUUCGUGGUCGCUGUGUCAGCUAAGGGCACAGAUUCUCUCAGGGGGAAUCUUGGCAGACUUAUUGCUUGGAUUAAGUGCGAACGCUUGGUGGAUAUUGCAAGUCUGGCCUACACUACCACUGCCCGUCGCAUGCAUCACAAGUACCGCAUUGCCGUUCACUGCUCCUCAACUCAGGAGGUAAUCGAAUCGCUAGAACAACGCUUGACCACGAUAGAGGCCCAGCACAUGAUUAAGAAGUCACCAUCAAUUGGGUUUGUUUUCUCUGGUCAAGGUAGCUUCUAUCAGGGCAUUGGCCGUCAACUGUUCGAGGAGUAUCCCCCUUAUCGCAAUGAGAUUUGCCGACUGGACGAGAUCUGUAUAUUCCAUGGCUUUAACUCAAUUCUUCCCAUGAUCACCAGCCAGAGGUCAGACGUGCUGGAUGUCACCCCUCUCAUGACACAACUAGUGUCAGUAUGCGUGCAAAUCGCCUUGUGCCGCUUAUGGAGAGCGCUUGGCGUAACCCCGGACGUUGUUGUGGGAGCCAGUCUAGGCGAAUAUGCCGCGCUCUAUUCUGCUGGAGCGUUAUCAGCAAGUGAUGUGAUCUAUCUUGUUGGUCAGCGUGCCUUACUCAUGCAAAAUAUGUGUACUAUGAACAGCCAUGCCAUGUUGGCUGUCAAGGCGACUGUUGAUGAAAUUCGACACGCUGUUCAGAGCAACAUAUAUGAGUUCGCUUGUAUAAAUGGGCCUCGCGAUGUCACUCUCGCUGCAUCUGUCCAAGACAUCAAUGACAUCCAACAGAUGUUGGGGUCGCAUGGAUAUCGUGCUGUCAAGUUGAAUGUUCCCUUUGCAUUUCACUCUUGUCAAAUCGAACCCAUCUUGAAUCUUUAUGACAAUAUCACUCAGUCGGUCACCCCCCGGGAUUUCAAGGUACCCCUAAUUUCACCGCUCCUGGGUGCCGUUAUCUUUGACGGCAUGGCAUUACCAUCUUCGUAUCUUCGUGAUAGCACGAGAGGGACUGUCCGAUUUGCCGAUGCGAUUGUAAAAGCUCAAGAGAUUGGGAUUGUGGACUCCAAGACAGCCUGGGUGGAAAUCGGCGUCCAUCAAAAUUACUCCAGUGCUAUGAGGGCGAACAUCCCGAAUCUCGAAGUAAUGGUACCAAGCUUAAGGUCCGAUGAAUGCAACUGGCAUACGUUGGCCGUCAGCAUGUCUAUUUUACACGAAUCGGGGGUCCCCCUUAACUGGAACGCGUGGUAUCGGCCUUUUGAGUCGGAGCUACGCCUGCUAAGCCUACCCUCGUAUCACUGGAAUUUAAAGAAUCAUUGGAUCCAGCAUAACGGAGAUUGGCUACUGGCGAAAGACAAAAUGGGGGCGACUAGAAGUAAAAGCCUCCCAUAUCCUGCUCCAGCACCCUUUCGCACCGCUCUGGUGCAUCAAGUCAUUGAGGAAUCAUUCUGGCAGGACGGCGGGUCGAUCGUUUUCCAGUCUGAUGUGAUGAACAGUGAUUUCUAUGCCGUUGCUGCCGGGCACAGGAUGAGUGGGCGUCCACUCAUAUCGGUGUUGGCUUACACUGACAUCGCCCUAACUUUGGCGAAAUAUAUGUAUUCUCGACUCAACCCUGGAUCACGACUACCGGCGAUGGACUUUGGUCAAGUACGGGUUUUCCAGGGUUUGAUUCCGCGAAAGGAUCGAUCCAAACCCCAAUAUGUCCGAAUGCGCAUGCAAGCAGACAAGCGCGCCGUGAUGCCGCUGUCACUGCAUCGAGUUCUGGAUGGGAACAUCAUCGAGGAGGAUUUAGCCACAGGAGUCAUAAUAUGUGGAGACCCUCAAGCAUGGCUAGAAGAAUGGGCCGCUUACUCCCACCUACUGACAAGCCGGAUUGAGACGCUGCAUCAACUAGCAGAUCAAGGGAAAGCCAGCCGCGUAUCGAAAGAUCUAGUGUACACCCUUUUCAAGAAUGUAGUUGACUACGCUGAGCAGUACCGUGCCAUUCAAUCUGUGGUCAUGUACGGCCUGGAAGCAGUCGCGGACGUGAUUCUGGCUCCCAGCAACGAUGGCCAAUGGACGGCACCCCCUCAUCAUAUCGACCCGAUUACACAUGUCGGGGGUCUCGUCCUGAAUGCUGGACCAGCCACUGAUCACACGAAUACCAUCUUUGUCAUGGAAGGGUGGGAAUCCAUGCGAUUUGCCACUCCUUUGGUGGCGGGGCAGCUAUAUCGCUCGUACGUCAAGAUGAACCCUGCUAAAGACAACUCUGGGUUCUUUACAGGCGAUGUUUAUGUACUACAGGGGGAUUGUGUAGUCGCAAAGGUUCGUGACAUGACGCUUCGUUCACUGCCCCGUAUUCUUAUGAGCCGGUUUUUUGACCCGCCGGACGGUCUGUAUGGGCAAGGGGCUCAACAGGAGUCUUCUUCCACCGUCGCAUCGGGGUCAGGGCGCAUAAGUGCAACAACCAAUACAGAAUCCACACCGUCCCAGCAAGGUGACUCAGAGAGCGCGUUGCUCAUUUCUCCAGACAGCGAGGUGAAGCCUCCAGAGAUAUUACCCGAGGCGAAGGGUAAAAGCAAUCUUGUCCGUGACGCUGUAACCCUUAUUGCGUCUGAAACUGGGGUUGAGCUGGACAGUCUGACAGACGAGACAGAAUUUUCGGCUCUCGGAAUAGAUUCCCUUCUAUCACUGGUACUGGCGGAGAAGUUUGGAAUUGAAUUGAACUUUGAGAUACAAGGAUCUUUCUUCCUUGAAUGUCAAAAGAUCGGUGAUCUCAAGGCAUAUCUUAUGGCCUAG
Messenger RNA from Aspergillus alliaceus, 5232 nucleotides. RefSeq names its product non-reducing polyketide synthase encA (gene encA). Lineage: Eukaryota; Fungi; Ascomycota; Eurotiomycetes; Eurotiales; Aspergillaceae. The transcript is spliced from 4 exons. The record is from RefSeq and is a predicted model, not a curated record. Gene Ontology annotation, biological process: secondary metabolite biosynthetic process; fatty acid biosynthetic process. The coding region runs from base 1 to 5232 and encodes 1743 amino acids. Gene Ontology annotation, molecular function: fatty acid synthase activity; 3-oxoacyl-[acyl-carrier-protein] synthase activity.